Messenger RNA from Leucoraja erinaceus (little skate), 989 nucleotides. RefSeq names its product serine/threonine-protein phosphatase 2A 65 kDa regulatory subunit A alpha isoform-like. Gene Ontology annotation, cellular component: cytoplasm; protein phosphatase type 2A complex. NCBI's taxonomy places the organism in Eukaryota, Metazoa, Chordata, Chondrichthyes, Rajiformes, Rajidae. Gene Ontology annotation, molecular function: protein phosphatase regulator activity; protein binding. The transcript is spliced from 7 exons. The annotation marks the transcript as partial. Gene Ontology annotation, biological process: protein dephosphorylation. The record is from RefSeq and is a predicted model, not a curated record.
GGAUGAACAAGAAACUUUUUUACCUUCCAGAUACAAUCUAUGAUGAAGAUGAGGUUCUCCUUGCGUUGGCUGAGCAGUUGGGAACAUUCACUGCGUUGGUGGGAGGCCCAACGUAUGUCUACUGCUUGCUGCCGCCACUGGAGAGCCUGGCCACGGUGGAGGAGACCGUCGUACGUGACAAGGCGGUGGAAUCGUUGCGUCUCAUCUCCAAGGAGCACAGCGCGGCUGAUCUGGAGCGCCACUUUGUGCCGCUGGUUAAACGCCUCUCCACCGGCGACUGGUUCACGUCUCGCACGUCCGCCUGUGGUCUGUUCAGCGUCUGCUAUCCCCGAGUCUCCAGCACCGUCAAAGCUUAUCUCCGGCAAAACUUCAAGAGUCUGUGCACAGAUGAUACCCCCAUGGUGAGGCGGGCAGCGGCUGCCAAGCUGGGCGAGUUCGCCAAGGUCCUGGAGCUGGACAACGUCAAGUCUGAAAUUCUCCCCUUAUUCUGUACCCUCGCCACAGAUGAACAGGACUCAGUGCGCCUACUGGCGGUCGAGGCAUGCGUGAGCAUUGCCCAACUCCUAUCCCACGAUGAGCUGGAGAAGCUGGUGAUGCCCACACUGCGGACCGCCAUGGAUGACAAGUCGUGGCGUGUACGGUACAUGGUGGCCGAUAAAUUCAUCGAGCUCCAGAAGGCCGUGGGCGCUGAUAUCACCAAGAAGGAUCUCCUGCCAGCUUUCCAAAACCUGCUGAAGGACAACGAGGCUGAAGUCAGGACCGCUGCUGCCCUGAAGAUCAAAGAGUUCUGCGAGAUCAUGCCGAAAGAUGGGCGACAACAGUUGAUCCUGGGGCAGAUCCUCCCCUGUAUCAAGGAGCUGGUCACUGACGGCAACGAGCACGUGAAGUCGGCGCUGGCGUCCGUGAUCAUGGGCCUCUCGCCCAUCCUGGGCAAGGAUGCCACAGUGGAACACCUCCUCCCACUCUUCCUGGCACAGCUGAAAGAUGAG